Molecule: messenger RNA, 2025 nt
Organism: Vespula pensylvanica (western yellowjacket)
Lineage: Eukaryota; Metazoa; Arthropoda; Insecta; Hymenoptera; Vespidae
Product: transmembrane protein 120 homolog
Exons: 6
Coding region: 403-1467 (354 amino acids)
Cellular component (GO): membrane
Source: RefSeq, a predicted model, not a curated record
GUUGUAAGAAGGUGCGUCGGGUGCCUUAAGAAUUUUUACGUAUCACGAGGAGUUUUUACUUAUUUUUUAAUUACGAAAGAAGUGAUAAAUUAAGGAAAGAAGUAUAUGACGAUAAUAAUAGAAUAAUCGAGAUCGGAUAUAUUGUUUUGGAAUUAUUUUUUUUCUCCUAUUUUGAUUCAACGAGAGUUUAUUAUUUAUUAUCAUUGAUCGGGAACACGCAUGAUGUACUCGAUAUCGUAGAACGAUAGUGACACCAAAGUAUUCAGUAAUCAGUAGUUGUGCGUUGAAACGAUCGUACACGAGGAAACGAUUUCUACGAUAAUCAUUUUAAGUUUUUCAUACAAUUUUAUUUAAUAUUCUCGUAGUAUAUACGAAAUAAAUUGUCAAAGUUAUUUCAAGAAAAUGGACACCGACGUUGAAUCUUGUUUAAAAGAUUGGAAUGAUUUAGCACGAGAUUACAAGGAGUUAGAGGCAUUGAAUAGGGAAUAUCUUGCUAAAUUAGAAGAAGUUAGAGAAUUACAAGCAAAAUGUGUCAAAGGAAUUUCUCAUCAAAGAUACAGAAUGGGUAUUAUUUCAAAAUCUCUGAAACAACUGCAGGACAACGAUACGAGAAUGACGUUAGAUAAAGAUAUGAUAAGAAGAGAGCAGCAAUUACAUGAAAUGGAACAAACUUUACCAAAACCAAAUGGUGUAUAUCUUCAAAUUAUACUAGGCAGUGUUAAUGUUUCUAUACUGAAUAAAAAUGAUAAAUUUAAAUACAAAGAUGAAUACGAAAAAUUUAAAUUAAUAUUAUCUGUGAUUGGUUUUGUACUAUCUGUUUUAAAUCUGUUUACUAAUGUUAGAACAUUGGAACUGAGUUUAAUGUUUCUUCUAGUCUGGUAUUAUUGUACAUUAACAAUAAGAGAAAGUAUUCUUAAAGUAAAUGGAUCAAGAAUUAAAGGUUGGUGGCGGUUUCACCACUUUCUCUCCACUGUAGUAUCUGCAGUUUUAUUAGUGUGGCCAAAUACAGGUGCUUGGUAUGCAUUUCGAGGUCAAUUUAUCUGGUUCAAUGUAUAUAUUAGUAUAGUACAAUAUCUACAAUUUCGUUAUCAGCAUGGUGUUCUCUAUCGUUUAAAAGCAUUAGGUGAAAGACAUAAUAUGGAUAUUACUAUUGAAGGUUUUCAUUCUUGGAUGUGGCGAGGAUUAUCAUUUCUCCUACCAUUUCUGUUUGUUGGAUAUUUUUUCCAGCUUUAUAACGCAUAUACAUUAUUCAUGUUAAUAUCUCAUCCAGAAGCUACUUGGCACGUGUCAGUUCUUAGUGCUAUGUUCUUGAUAUUAUUCCUAGGAAAUGUCACAACAACUGUUAUGGUUAUUCCGCAAAAAUUAAGAGAACAGGUAAAGGAUCAUCUUCCUGGAGUAUUUACAAAUAAAUCUGAUCGCAGAAAGGAAAUUUCAAAAGAGGAAGUUAAAUCUGAGAAAAGUGAUUAAAAAAGGACAGAUAGAUAUUGAACAUUAUAAAAUUAAUAACAAUCACAAAGGGAAAGUGGUUUGUUAAUUUAUAUCAGAAUGAAAUGAUAUUUGUGUAAUCAAUAGAUGGGAAGAUAAGUCUCGAUAAAAUAGAUGAUGUCUUCGUCAUAUCAAUUCUUUAUAUAAAAGAUUUUAAAUUAAUGCAUUUUUUCAUGUUCCAUGAUACUUUAUACUUUUUAAAUUAAAACAUUAAAAAUAUUAUGAACAAAGUUUUAUAAUUACAUGCGUAUCUUUUAUUAUAAAUAUUAUAAAUAAAAGGUACCUGUUCUCUAUAAUAGAAAUAUUUAUUUAAUAAGUAAUAUGUCUACUUCAGUUAUACGCACAUGUCUGUCAAUUUAAUAUUGAUUGUGCUUGGUAAACAAGUGUUGUUAUGAUUUAUAGAUUUCUGUGAUUAAUUGUUAUAAGUAUCAAAUUAUCUGGGACAGUUCGUAUAUGAAAAGUAUUUGUUUUUAAUGUAUUUAUUAUAAUGUAUGUAUAUAUAAAUAAAAAUACCAGUGUGACAAACACAAAAUUGCAUAA